Molecule: messenger RNA, 1221 nt
Organism: Cryphonectria parasitica EP155
Lineage: Eukaryota; Fungi; Ascomycota; Sordariomycetes; Diaporthales; Cryphonectriaceae
Product: cytochrome P450
Exons: 9
Coding region: 1-1221 (406 amino acids)
Molecular function (GO): iron ion binding; heme binding; monooxygenase activity
Source: RefSeq, a predicted model, not a curated record
AUGUGGCUCACACUUGGAGCAGCAGCACUUGUGGCCUAUCUAGCCUAUUACUUUGCCAUUCGCAGCGCUUCUGGAGAUCGCCAUAUUCAUUUCCUGGAACUACAUAAUAAAUAUGGCCCCUUUGUACGGUUCGCUCUAAAUAGAAUCUCCGUCAACACGACCGAGGGACUGCAGAAGAUAUACGGAGCAAAGGAUAACACACAGAAGUCAUGCUCGCUUACGUCGAUUGACCACAGCCUGCAUCUGAAGAAGAAACGAGUUAUGUCAUCCGCACUGUCCGAUAGCUCUGUGAGAGCGAUGGAAGACAUAGUUCUGAGGAAUAUCAUAAACUCUCGUUUGAGCGAUAUCUGUUUCUCCAACUCCUUCGAUAUGUUGGACAAGCCGGACAACAGAUACAUCUUGAAGGUUUUACCAUUAGGCGUAAAUGCACUGAGCAUGAGCGGAUGGAUGCCAGGUGUCCUGCGUCUGAAACUUGGCAAGAUUCUCUUUUCCAAGCUUAAUGAAGACAUGAAGCGAUACGAAGCAUUUGCGAACGAGCCGUUGUUUAGCGAUCAUGACUUGGUCAGGGAAUCCAGUCUGCUUAUCACCGGCACUACGGCCAUCUCAGCUACCUUCUUCUAUCUCCUGCACAACCUACAUGCUUAUCAGAGGAUCAAAGACGAAGUUCGGCCCUGUUUGAAGAGUGUUGAUGAGAUCGUUGGAUGCGCAACCUUGAUCUCUUGUCGGUGGCUCCGUGUGUGCAUAGAUGAAGCCAUGCGCAUGUCUCCUGACGUACCAGGCCUCUUGCUGCGGCACGCACUCGCCGGCGACGUGGAGAUUGCCGGACAUGUGUUUCCUGAAGGCGUCGACCUCGGUGUGUGUCACUACUCCAUUCAUCAUAAUGAGGAGUACUGCCCUGACUCAUUCUGCUACCGACUAGAACGAUGCCUUGAGGUCAGGAGCACGAACUCGAAAUCUGGUCACGAGAAAGCUGCUUUCUGCACAUUCAGUAUCGGACUUCGCGGUUGUGCUGGCAAAUCUAUGGCGAUGAAGGAGCUUUUGGUUACUAUUACCCGCUUUGUUUGGCUAUAUAAUAUGCGCCUCGCGCCUAUUGAGGAAUAUUGUGGUGCGAGAGGGAGUGGCAAAGGCUAUAGCAGGCAUCGCAUUAUCGAAUAUCAGAUGCAGGAUAUAUUUGUGAGCAGAUCUGAUAGACCCCAAGUACAAUUUCGCCGUCUGGUUUAG